This is a messenger RNA of Bufo bufo (common toad), 1714 nucleotides long. It is a transcript of the gene TMEM243, whose product is annotated as transmembrane protein 243. Lineage: Eukaryota; Metazoa; Chordata; Amphibia; Anura; Bufonidae. Bases 308 to 691 code for a protein of 127 amino acids. The record is from RefSeq and is a predicted model, not a curated record. The transcript has 5 exons.
GAGGAGAGAGACGCAAAUGCGCACGCGCAGACACAUCCAGCCCAGAGCGGCUCUCAGAACGCUGUUCUGGUCAUGGUUGUCCGGGUAACUAUGUGCUGAAGUUGGGGCUGACGUCUCCUGGAGGCACAGUACUUCCCGUCGGGAUGCUAAAGACCAGUCGUCAUGAAGUGAACAUUCCAAGCAUUAUUCUUACACAAGUAGUAAAACUUUGGUGCUUCCUACGGGCAGACUUCAUGAGCAAGCCUCUUUCUGUACCGUGUUCUGAAGGUGCCAGGUGUAUGCUGUAAUACACAGAAACACUAAGUUAAUGACUGAAGAACAUACUCCGUUUAUAAUGGAGGACUACACCACCAGGACCUAUGGAACCGGAGGCCUGGACAACAGACCACUGUUUGGGGAAACCUCUGCAAGGGAUCGAAUCAUCAACCUCAUUGUUGGUGGGUUAACGUCUCUGCUGGUCCUGGUAACAUUUAUCAGUGCUUUCGUUUUUCCCCAGCCGCCUCCAAAACCAGUGAAUGUUUUUUUUGCUGUUUGCAUAUUCUUAUGUUCAAUUACUGGUCUCAUACUGAUAUUUUGGUAUCGGCAAGGAGACCUGGAACCCAAGUUCAGGAAUCUGAUUUAUUAUAUAUUAUUUUCUAUAGUCAUGUUAUGUAUAUGUGCCAACCUAUACUUUCAUGAUGUGGGGAAAUGAAGCCUGGGGAAGAGGCAGCCAAUUCGUAGGACGCAUGUUUUACUUCAAUGCCACAGAGAAGACACAAGUUGAAAGACCUUUUCCUAUCCCUUUUAGAAAAGGGAGACCUACUGCCAUAAGACUUUUUUUUUUUUUUUAAACCGUUGUUGCACUUACAGAUCGGGGAAAUGCCACUGAUGGCGCUUUCUUUGUGUUUAAGUUCAGAAGAGCACAAACUAAGAAAAGACAAGGAAUGUAGAAUGUUAAAUAUCCUUUAUUUUCAUUAAAUAUAAUACAGUUUUGUUUUACUAUGCAACAGAUGUCAGUAAGUCCUGUCACAAGACCAAAAUUGUAAUAUUAGAAAGUGACACUUUGAAUAUGCGGAUUUAAAUAAAUAAUUUACAUGCCUGUCCACAUUUUAUUUAUUUUUUUUAAACUAAAAGGCAUCGAGAACUAUAUGAAUUGUGCUCAAGACUGAAGCCAGACACCAGCCGCACAAUGAUUCUGGCCAAGAAAGUGACCAUAAGCCAAUGGAGGCUUCAAAAGUGACCAGAAUGUUUGUGUCACAGUAGAAGACAAUGUAAAUCAUGCCCCUCUUGUAUGCAUGUUGUCCUCUCGUGGAAGGGUUGGGAACCAUGCUGAACACUGUAAAACAAGACUAGCCAUCAAACCCAGGUCCAUAUGGUAAGGGGGGAAAUUUCAGCUGCACCAUAACCUAUAUGCACUACAGUCGCAAUGUUAGAAGCAAAUUUCAUAACUCAAUGCACUUCUUCACCUCUGGCCUAUGCAACUACUGUCAUAACUCAAAAGUAAUUAAGUCUGACUGUACGUCACAAAUGUCAUUUUAGUGAUGUGCUAAAGAAUGUUGUAUUUCUCUCCUCUGCAGAAGAACCAAGGGCUGAUGUAUUAAAAUAAAUCUGUAACCAGGAUAAUCGCUAUUGAAGUAAAGCCAUAGCCUAAUAGCACUUAGUACCUUAUUUUCAGAUGUGCCUCUAUUUUCUAUCUUCUGAAAAUCCAGUUUAUUUGAUAUGCAAAUGAGCCACA